AUGGCUACCGCUACACAUCCUACGCCUAGUGUCGACAUCACCCCCGCUGAUGACAUGGAUCUGCACUCUGACAAUGGCGCCUUCGAAUACAACGACGGUGACAUCGAUCUAGAUCUAGAGCCUCCCCCCUCUUACGGUCCCGACGAUGACGUCUCUAUCAACGAUGCGGCCUCAGUGAGCGGAAUGGAUGCCCAGGCUGGAGCCGGCGGCGACAACGAUGAUUACAUGGUUGACCAAGAGGACGUCAUUGAGGAAGAUUAUGGUUACCGAGAUGAUGACGGCGACACAAUCGCCGAACAGUCUGUUGCAGCGGAUAAUAUGGCGACCCAGACGCAAGAGGAAAUCCAAGAUGAAGAUUUACUUGACUAUUCCGACCAGGAAGAUGGCAACGAGGACACAGUCCUUGGUUCUCCUUGGCAGCAACAUCAUGAUUCUAUGGAAGACGAGCCUGAUCAGACUGAGGAGAUGCCUGGUCAGAAUGAGGAUGUACCUGUUCAGGAAGACAUACCUACACAAGAAGACAUGCCUACUCAGGAAGACGUACCUGCGCAGGAAGACGUGUCUGCGCAGGAAGAUGCAUCUACUCAGCAAGACGAGAUACCUGCUGAUUUACAAGCUCUAAUGACCAUGGCCGCGAACAGAAAAUCACAGAGUCCACUUGCCCACCCUGAAAACGUUCCCGAGGCCAGUCCGUCAGCCAACAAUCAUGAGUCUCCAACGCAGCCCCAGUCGGCAGACCCCAGCAGGGAAAACGUCCAGACUGAUGGUGAGGGCGGUGUUAUGCUCCAAAGCCAAGAAGAAUAUGCAAGUGCCGAGACCAGUCACAGCGACGUGGCGCAUCCGAGUCAAGAUCACCAUGAACAUGUUCAAGACAGUGAAAACCAGGGAGAUGAUUCAUUUGAGCUACGGCCUGUUACUGUGAACUGGAUGGGCGAAGAACUAUGGCUCUUCAAGCAGCAUGACUAUGAGAAUAGCGGAGACUGGCUCCUCGAAGACAUUUCAGUGGUCAAAGCGAGCCUGUCGACUCUCUUUCAAGCAUGCCGUUCGGCUGUUGGAGAAGAAGCAUUACAGGGAAUGGAGAUUGGCUUUCGCUUUGAGCACUUCGAGAACAUGGAGCUGUUUGAGGAGAACACGGCAUGUGUAGCCGUGUCGCUCGAACGCCUGCUGAGCUAUUACCAUUCGCUCCAUGCACAAGAUGGUAACAACACGCCAGAUUCGUUCUACAUAACACUGAUGUAUCGCCCACGCUUCGCCACUUUGCUCGCAGACAUUGCCCGAUGCGCUGAUCAGGGUCGUGGCUACUCUGGCCUUGAAGCAGCUAUUGCUGCAGGCGAGACUCACUUUAACAGCGCAUCCAUUUCUCUUCCUGUUGAGAAUCUCAACGAGUGGGAAAGCGAUGGACAAGAACAAGAGCAGGAUCAGAGUCAAGAUGAGAAUCAGGAUCAAGAGCAUGUGGAUGACGAGGAGCGUGAGCACGAAAGACAUGCGAGCGAGCGGGAGCAUGAGGAAAACCAGAGCAACCCAGAAGAUGUGGAGAAUGAAAAGGAGCAAAAUCACGCAGAAGACGAGAUCCAGCAAGAAGCCGAGGUUUCAAUUCAGAUGGGAGAUCAAGCUGAAUUUGAACAUGAACAACAGGUUUAUGUGGAAACUCAGUCCCAGCAAGAUGGCGGAUAUGAGCACGAUCACGAGUCAGGUGAUGAUUCGCAAGACGCUCACGAGGAAGGGGGUGUGGAAAUUCACGAGAACGAAGAGGCAGCGGCAGCGGCUGUGGUUGAGACCGAGCAAGUGUCCAGCGAAGGCCACCAAGAGGACAAGGGUGAAGGCCAUGUGCCACCGGCUCCUAGUUCUAGUGAAGCUUCUACAAACCCACCGGAGGUUGUGGAAUACCCUGAACCGGCACAGUCACAGUCUGAUGAGCGGACCGAGGCCGAAUUGGAGGCUCGUCGCUUACAAGAGCAAGGCGACAUUAUUGAUUACAGUGAUGAGGAGGAUGAGGAAUCUGAUACUGUCGAGGUGGCAGAGCAGGCAUCCCAUACCGAGGUACCACCGUCUCCUACCACUGUCCAAGGCGACGAGUCUUCCAACGCGGAGAGGCAGUCAUCCAUUGCAGAAUCACCGAUUACUAGCAAACCAGCGAAUGCAGAGCAUGACGAAACCAGCCUUGAUACCACCGAGGAGCCCGACGCUGCAGCUGAACACGGCCAGGCUGAAGGCAACGAAGAUGAGCAAGCAUACCAGGACUACGUUCAGGCUCCCGAAGGAGGGGGCACUUUUGAUGGAUUUGAAGCGGAUGAAGUGGGCAAAGAAGCAGCAGAUUUUCAAUAUGACGGCGACGCUAACCAAGACUACGGCGAAUACGAGUACCAGGACUUGGAGCAACAGGCCGAAUUGGAACUCGCCAACGGAGAAGAGUUCAAUGGUGGCGAAGACGCUACAGCAUAUGGUGGAGAGGGCUUUACCGAAGCGAACGAUUUCCUGGAGCUGGACCCCGCACAGUGGACGGUGGACCAGGAGCUAGAUCAAGACUUUCUUGAGAACACGACCACUGGGCACGAUGAUGGCGACGCCCAAGGUGAAGAGGACGGUGGGGCUGCACCACCGGCCAACGCAACGUCUCCGGCUGCAGAUCCUACGACGGCCUCGUCUACCGAUGUCUAUGAUGUGUCCUCACAAGGACACAAGCGAUCUAUCGACGAGGCUGGAUAUGGAAUGGAUAUUGCACCCGACUCUAUAGACGCUAAGCGCGCCCGAGUGUGA
Exserohilum turcica Et28A is the source of this 2757-nucleotide messenger RNA. RefSeq lists its product as uncharacterized. The record is from RefSeq and is a predicted model, not a curated record. The coding region runs from base 1 to 2757 and encodes 918 amino acids. The transcript is spliced from 2 exons. Lineage: Eukaryota; Fungi; Ascomycota; Dothideomycetes; Pleosporales; Pleosporaceae.